AUGGCAGACGGAAGCACACCAGUACUGGCAGACAACCCGGUGACGAUGCCUGACGAAGAUAAUCACACCAACUUCACAGUUGGAUGGGAAGAACCAUCUGAUCAGGACCCCGAGAAUCCCCUCAAUUGGUCAACGCGCCGUAAAUGGAGCAUUAUCGGGAUCCUCUCUUUCAUUACCUUUCUUACGCCUUUGGCGUCUGCAAUGAUGGCUCCUGGUGUGCCAGUCAUCAUGGCCGAGUUCGACAGCUCCAAUGACGAAAUUGCGACAUUCAUGGUUUCUGUCUUUGUGCUGGGAUUUGCAUUCGGGCCGCUACUGAUGGCGCCUAUGAGCGAGCUUUACGGCCGAACGCCAGUUUACCACGUCUGCAACACUCUUUUCAUCAUCUUCUCAAUUGGAUGUGCUGUGUCUCAGAGUAUAGGGAUGCUAAUUGCAUUUCGAUUCCUCUCUGGGUUUGUUGGGGUCGCUGCGGUAACCUGCGGCAGUGGCACGAUAGCAGAUAUGAUUCCUCCUGAGCAACGAGGAGCCGCCAUGUCUAUAUGGUCGAUUGGGCCUCUCCUUGGACCCGUGGUUGGACCUGUUUGUGCUGGCUUUCUGGUUGAGGCCAGGGGUUGGAGAUGGGUGUUUUGGGUCAUAACCAUUGUGUCUGGAGCUGUAAUCCUGAUUUCCUUUAUCAUUUUCCGAGAAACGUAUGCACCAGUCCUUCUCGAGCGUAAAGCCUCGAAACUACGCAAGGCGACUGGCAACAAUAAGUAUCGCUCAGUCAUGCAAGCGAAAGGUACACCAAAGCAAGUCUUUGUAUCUGCCAUCACUCGACCGACACGAAUGCUUCUCUUCUCUCCCAUUGUCUCCAUGGUCUGCCUAUAUAUCGCCACCCUCUACGGCAUGCUAUAUCUGUUAUUCACCACCUUUACCUUCGUGUACCAUGACAUGUAUGGGUUCAGCGCGGUGGGUGCAGGACUGUCAUUUAUCGCUGGAGGCAUCGGAAAUCUCCUCGGCCUAAUGUUUGUGGGGUAUCUAUCGGAUAAGUUGAUAAGAGAUGGUCAGAUUAAAGGCAAGGCUGUUGAGCCAGAGCAGCGGUUAGAUCUGAGACUCACUAUCCCCGCCGCUUUGGCUCUCCCCAUCGGCCUGAUCAUGUACGGCUGGACAGCGGAGAAGCAACUGCAUUGGAUCGUGCCUAUGGUCGGUACAAGCAUCAUGGGUUUUGGCAUGAUCGGGAUCUUUAUGAUCUCGCAGACGUACCUUGUCGACGCCUUCACGAGACAUGCUGCCUCUGUCACCGCAGCGAAUGCCGUCUUACGGAGUUUACUGGGAGCCCUUCUACCCCUUUGUGGCUUGAAGCUCUACGACGCACUUGGUCUUGGUUGGGGGAAUACGUUGCUUGGAUUGAUUUGUCUUGCCUUGGCGCCUGUGCCAUGGCUCCUGAACAGUUUUGGUGGAAGGAUACGAAACAACCCAAGAUUUCGGCGAGAAUUUUGA
This is a messenger RNA of Fusarium falciforme, 1476 nucleotides long. Its product is annotated as MFS domain-containing protein. Lineage: Eukaryota; Fungi; Ascomycota; Sordariomycetes; Hypocreales; Nectriaceae. The record is from RefSeq and is a predicted model, not a curated record. Gene Ontology annotation, molecular function: transmembrane transporter activity. The coding region runs from base 1 to 1476 and encodes 491 amino acids. Gene Ontology annotation, biological process: transmembrane transport. The transcript is spliced from 3 exons.